UAAGGUAUGUAUAUUUAUUCUAACUGACCAAAUUAAAAUUUUGUUGUUUUGUUCAAACAGGAAAAACGACACAGCACAAUGGUCCCGACCUGGAGGAAGGUGAAGAAAAAUCACCCCUUCUUCAGCCUAACACUCUGCAGAAAGAUGUUGCUGAUAAGCCACUUGUCAAUCAUGUGGAGACCCCACAGACAAAUGAGACAUCCAUUGACCAGGUGGGGACCCUGCUGAAGGAUGUUGCUGAUGAGCAAGACGUGGAUCAGGUUAAGACUCCGCAGAUGGGUGCUGCUGAUGGGUCAGUUGUCAAUCAUGUAGAGACCACACUAAAUGAUGCUGCUGAUAGGUCAUCCCUCAAUCAAGCUGUGACCCCAAAGAUGGAUAUUAAUGAUAAUCAAUCCAUGGAUCAGGUUAAGACUCCGCAGACGGGUGUUACUGAUGGGUCAGUUGUCAAUCAUGUAGAGACCCCAGUAAAUGAUGUUGCUGAUAUGUCAUCCCUCAAUCUAGCUGUGACCCCACAGAUGGACAUUAAUCAUGGACAAGCUGUGAAUCAGGUUGAAAUACUGCAGACAGCAGUUGGUGACGAGCAAGCUGUACAUCAGGUUGAGAUUCUGCAGAUGGGUAUUGCUAGAGGGGCACUUGGUAAUCAGGAUAAGACCCCACAGACAGUUGUUGCCAAAGGGCCAUUCGGUAAUCAGGCUGAGACCCCACAGACAAGUGUUUCUAAAGUGCAAUGCGGUAAUCAGACCAAGACCCCACAGACGGGUGUUGCUAAAGUGAAUUGCGGUAAUCAGGCUGAGACCCCACAGACAAGUGUUUCUAAAGUGCAAUGCGGUAAUCAGGCUGAGACCCCACAGACGAGUGUUUCUAAAGUGCAAUGCGGUAAUCAGUCUGAGGCCCUGCAGACGAGUGUUUCUAAAGUGCAAUGCGAUAAUCAGGCUGAGACCCCACAGACGAGUGUUUCUAAAGUGCAAUGCGGUAAUCAGGCUGAGACCCCACAGAAGAGUGUUUCUAAAGUGCAAUGCGGUAAUCAGACCAAGACCCCACAGACGGGUGUUGCUAAAGUGCAAUGCGGUAAUCAGACCAAGACCCCACAGACGGGUGUUGCUAAAGUGAAUUGUGGUAAUCAGGCUGAGACCCCACAGACGAGUGUUUCUAAAGUGCAAUUCGGUAAUCAGUAUGAGGCCCUGCAGACGAGUGUUUCUAAAGUGCAAUGCGGUAAUCAGUCUGAGGCUCUGCAGACGAGUGUUUCUAAAGUGCAAUGCGGCAAUCAGGCUGAGACCCCACAGACGAGUGUUUCUAAAGUGCAAUGCGGUAAUCAGGCUGAGACCCCACAGACGAGUGUUUCUAAAGUGCAAUGCGGUAAUCAGUCUGAAGCCCUGCAGACGAGUGUUUCUAAAGUGCAACGCGGUAAUCAGACCAAGACCCCACAGACGGGUGUUGCUAAAGUGAAUUGCAGUAAACAGGCUGAGACCCCACAGACAAGUGUUUCUAAAGUGCAACGCGGUAAUCAGACCAAGACCCCACAGACGGGUGUUGCUAAAGUGAAUUGCGGUAAUCAGGCUGAGACCCCACAGACAAGUGUUUCUAAAGUGCAACGCGGUAAUCAGACCAAGACCCCACAGACAGGUGUUGCUAAAGUGAAUUGCGGUAAUCAGGCUGAGACCCCACAGACAAGUGUUUCUAAAGUGCAUUGCGAUAAUCAGGCUGAGACCCCACAGAUGAGUGUUUCUAAAGUGCAAUUCGGUAAUCAGUAUGAGGCCCUGCAGAUGAGUGUUUCUAAAGUGCAAUGCGGUAAUCAGACCAAGACCCCACAGACGGGUGUUGCUAAAGUGAAUUGCGGUAAUCAGGCUGAGACCCCACAGACGAGUGUUUCUAAAGUGCAAUGCGAUAAUCAGGCUGAGACCCCACAUAUGAGUGUUUCUAAAGUGCAAUUCGGUAAUCAGUAUGAGGCCCUGCAGACGAGUGUUUCUAAAGUGCAAUGCGGUAAUCAGUCUGAGGCCCUGCAGACGAGUGUUUCUAAAGUGAAAUGCGGUAAUCAGGCUGAGAACCCACAGACGAGUGUUUCUAAAUUGCAAUGCGGUAAUCAGGCUGAGACCCCACAGACGAGUGUUUCUAAAGUGCAAUGCGGUAAUCAGUAUGAGGCCCUGCAGACGAGUGUUUCUAAAGUGCAAUGCGGUAAUCAGUCUGAGGCCCUGCAGACGAGUGUUUCUAAAGUGCAAUGCGGUAAUCAGGCUGAGACCCCACAGACGAGUGUUUCUAAAGUGCAAUGCGGUAAUCAGUCUGAGACCCCACAGACGAGUGUUUCUAAAGUGCAAUUCGGUAAUCAGUAUGAGGCCCUGCAGAUGAGUGUUUCUAAAGUGCAAUGCGGUAAUCAGUCUGAGGCCCUGCAGACGAGUGUUUCUAAAGUGCAAUGCGGUAAUCAGGCUGAGACCCCACAGACGAGUGUUUCUAAAGUGCAAUGCGGUAAUCAGGCUGAGACCCCACAGACGAGUGUUUCUAAAGUGCAAUGCGGUAAUCAGUCUGAAGCCCUGCAGACGAGUGUUUCUAAAGUGCAACGCGGUAAUCAGACCAAGACCCCACAGACGGGUGUUGCUAAAGUGAAUUGCAGUAAUCAGGCUGAGACCCCACAGACAAGUGUUUCUAAAGUGCAACGCGGUAAUCAGACCAAGACCCCACAGACAGGUGUUGCUAAAGUGAAUUGCGGUAAUCAGGCUGAGACCCCACAGACAAGUGUUUCUAAAGUGCAAUGCGGUAAUCAGCCUGAGACCCCACAGACGAGUGUUUCUAAAGUGCAAUGCGGUAAUCAGUCUGAGGCCCUGCAGACGAGUGUUUCUAAAGUGCAAUGCGAUAAUCAGGCUGAGACCCCACAGAUGAGUGUUUCUAAAGUGCAAUUCGGUAAUCAGUAUGAGGCCCUGCAGAUGAGUGUUUCUAAAGUGCAAUGCGGUAAUCAGACCAAGACCCCACAGACGGGUGUUGCUAAAGUGAAUUGCGGUAAUCAGGCUGAGACCCCACAGAUGAGUGUUUCUAAAGUGCAAUGCGAUAAUCAGGCUGAGACCCCACAGAUGAGUGUUUCUAAAGUGCAAUUCGGUAAUCAGUAUGAGGCCCUGCAGACGAGUGUUUCUAAAGUGCAAUGCGGUAAUCAGUCUGAGGCCCUGCAGACGAGUGUUUCUAAAGUGCAAUGCGGUAAUCAGGCUGAGACCCCACAGACGGGUGUUGCUAAAUUGCAAUGCGGUAAUCAGGCUGAGACCCCACAGACGAGUGUUUCUAAAGUGCAAUGCGGUACUCAGUAUGAGGCCCUGCAGACGAGUGUUUCUAAAGUGCAAUGCGGUAAUCAGACCAAGACCCCACAGACGGGUGUUGCUAAAGUGAAUUGCGGUAAUCAGGCUGAGACCCCACAGACGAGUGUUUCUAAAGUGCAAUGCGGUAACCAGGCUGAGACCCCACAGACGAGUGUUUCUAAAGUGCAAUGCGGUAAUCAGUCUGAGGCCCUGCAAACGAGUGUUUCUAAAGUGCAAUGCGGUAAUCAGGCUGAGACCCCACAGACGAGUGUUUCUAAAGUGCAAUGCGGUAAUCAGUCUGAGGCCCUGCAGACGGGUGUUGCUAAAAGGGUACACAGUAAUCAGGUUGAGACCCAACAGCCAAUGGCCUUUGCUAAAGGGGCAUGUCCUAAUCAGGCUGAGACCACAAAGACGGGUGUUGCUAAAGGGGAAUUCCGUAAUAAGACUGAGACUUCCAAGACGGGUGUUGCUAAAGGGGCAUUCCGUAAUCAGGCUGAGACCUCCCAGAAGGGUGUUGCUAAAGGGGCAUUCCGUAAUCAGGCUGAGACCUCCCAGAAGGGUGUUGCUAAAUGGGCAUUCAUUAAUCAGACCGAGACCCCAGAGACGGUUGUUGCUAAAGAGGCGUUCCACAAUCAGGCUCAGACCCAACAUCCGGGUGCUGCUAAAGGGGCAUGCCCUAAUCAGACUGAGACCCCGCAGAUGGCUGUUGCUAAAGGGGCAUGUCCUAAUCAGGCUGAGAUCCCAGAGUCAGGUGUUUAUAAAAGGGCACACCGUAAUCAGGCUGAGACCCCGCAGACGGGUGUUGCUAAAGGGGCAUGCCCUAAUCAGACUGAGACCCAACAGAUGGGUGUUGCUAAAGGGGCACGCCCUAAACAGGCUGAGACCCCAGAGAUGAACAUUUAUAAAGGGGCACGCCGUAAUUAGGCUAAGAACCCAAAGACAGGAGUUUAUGAAGGGGCACGCCGUAAUCACACUAAGACCCUGGAGAUGACUUUUGCUAAAGGGACACGCCCUAAUCAUACUGAGACCCCAGAUAAGGAUGUUUGUAAAGGGGCCAGGCUAUAAUCAGACUGAGACCCCACAGAUGGAAGAAUCAAUUUAUAUUUCGUAAUUAAUUUAUAAUUUAUAAAUAAUGUGUUAAUUUUGUUUAUAAUGUAUAUGUUUUUUAUGUUUGUUUACAGUUAAUUUUAUUUAUUAAGUAUAUUAAGAAUGUUGAUGUCUAACUGUAAAAAAAAAUUAGACUGAGGGUAGUAAAUUAAGUCCUGUGUCGCUAAAGACCCAAGGCAUGCAGGUUAAAUUAUUAAAGGUUAAUUAACAGCAUUUACAGUGUAAGACCCCAUAACACACUAAUCUAUUUUAAUCAGAUUAUUUGUAAUGACAUUAUGCAAUUUGCAAGAACUUUUUCACAGACUACUGGAUGUGCCCAAAUGCACACAUGGGAAUUUGAAUACAAUUAUCUGUCAAAAAACACACAAGUAUUGAACCGUAUCAGUAGAAAGUCUGUUGAUGAUACAGUACAUCUUUACAAUUUUAGCUUUGGCAUCUUGACAGAACUACAGAGAAACAUGAUUAAGACACCAGUAUGUUGAAUUUUAGAUGUUGUUGUAUUUAUUAUAGUUGUGAAAUAUAAUGUUUUUUACAGUGUAUCAUGAUACUGAUGUGAACAAUUCUGCAUAAUAAUUCUGAAAAAUAUUAAAUAAAUAAAUACAUAAA
This is a messenger RNA of Carassius gibelio (silver crucian carp), 4988 nucleotides long. RefSeq names its product mucin-5AC-like. The record is from RefSeq and is a predicted model, not a curated record. The coding region runs from base 276 to 4199 and encodes 1307 amino acids. Lineage: Eukaryota; Metazoa; Chordata; Actinopteri; Cypriniformes; Cyprinidae. The transcript has 2 exons.